Molecule: messenger RNA, 1751 nt
Organism: Hemiscyllium ocellatum (epaulette shark)
Lineage: Eukaryota; Metazoa; Chordata; Chondrichthyes; Orectolobiformes; Hemiscylliidae
Gene: ndufv1
Product: NADH:ubiquinone oxidoreductase core subunit V1
Exons: 11
Coding region: 79-1488 (469 amino acids)
Biological process (GO): mitochondrial electron transport, NADH to ubiquinone
Molecular function (GO): FMN binding; 4 iron, 4 sulfur cluster binding; NADH dehydrogenase (ubiquinone) activity
Source: RefSeq, a predicted model, not a curated record
AGAGGGCGCGGUGUGCACUGGCUUCCGGUUAGAGGAGAGAGACAGAGGAUUCCAGGGUCAGAGAGAAGAGGGACAGCGAUGUUGGCUGUGCGACAGGUUGUGGGUGCGUUGCGUCCUCCCCACUCUCCGGGAGCUGCGGUCCUGCCACUGAGAGCCAUCGCCACCGCCCCCCCUCAGGCCAAGAGCAAGUACGGCCCGUUGAAGGAUGAAGACCGGAUCUUCACCAACCUGUACGGCCGCCAUGAUUGGAGGUUGAAGGGAGCGCUGAGACGCGGAGACUGGUACAAGACGAAGGAGAUCCUGCUGAAGGGAGUGGACUGGAUCCUGGGCGAGGUGAAGACAUCAGGAUUGCGGGGAAGAGGGGGUGCCGGAUUUCCGACAGGAAUGAAGUGGGGCUUCAUGAAUAAACCAUCGGAUGGCAGACCCAAGUACCUGGUGGUGAACGCAGAUGAGGGGGAGCCGGGAACCUGUAAGGACCGGGAGAUCAUGAGGCACGACCCCCACAAGCUGAUCGAAGGCUGUCUGGUGGCUGGCAGGUCGAUGGGCGCCCAGGCAGCCUACAUUUACAUCAGGGGGGAAUUCUACAACGAGGCAUCGAACGUACAGGUCGCCAUUAAGGAGGCGUACGAGGCUGGGCUAAUCGGCAAGAACGCUUGCGGCUCUGGGUACGACUUUGACGUGUAUGUGUUCCGAGGGGCCGGCGCCUACAUCUGUGGGGAGGAGACUGCCCUCAUCGAGUCCCUGGAGGGCAAGCAGGGGAAACCCCGACUGAAGCCCCCCUUCCCUGCUGACGUGGGUGUGUUUGGCUGCCCGACGACGGUUGCUAACGUGGAGACGGUUGCGGUGUCGCCCACCAUUUGUCGACGCGGCGGCGCGUGGUUCCACAGUUUUGGGCGCGAGCGUAACUCGGGAACCAAACUCUUCAACAUCUCCGGCCACGUCAACAACCCCUGCACCGUGGAGGAGGAGAUGUCCAUCCCCCUCAAGGAGCUCAUCGAGAGGCACGCCGGUGGUGUGACCGGAGGCUGGGAUAAUCUCCUGGCCGUCAUUCCCGGCGGAUCAUCCACGCCCCUGAUCCCCAAGUCGGUCUGUGAGGACGUGAUGAUGGACUUUGACGCUCUGAUCGAGGCUCAGACGGCCCUGGGAACAGCCGCUGUUAUCGUCAUGGAUAAAUCUGCUGAUGUGAUACGCUGCAUCGCCCGUCUGAUGGAAUUCUACAAACACGAGAGCUGUGGGCAGUGUACACCGUGUCGGGAAGGGGUGGACUGGAUGAACCAGAUGUUGUGGAGGUUUGUAAAGGGGGACGCCCUGCCCUCUGAGAUCGCGAUGCUCUGGGAGAUUAGUAAACAGAUCGAAGGCCACACCAUCUGUGCUCUCGGGGACGGAGCGGCCUGGCCCGCGCAGGGUUUGAUCCGACAUUUCCGCCCAGAGAUGGAGAAGAGGAUGGUGGAGUUCCAGGCAGCUGGAACGUCGAGAGCUGCUGUGUGAGCCGAGCCUGGAGCGGGACAGGGGGAGAGAGAGGGAGAGUGUGUGUGUGUGUGUGUCUGUGUGUCUGAGUGUGUGUCUCUCUGUCUGUUGGUGUGUGUGUGUGUGUGUGUGUGUGUGUGUGUGUGAGGACCGUAUUUAUCGGCGUGGCACUCUGUAUUGGCUGUCGAUUUUCCCCAACACGGACACAGCAGCGUUUCGGUUCAGGCCGAUGGGUUUUCCUGGUGAUAUUGUGUGGACCCAAUAAACUCCCUGUUUCAGUGUGA